This is a messenger RNA of Vespula pensylvanica (western yellowjacket), 7371 nucleotides long. RefSeq names its product sialin (gene MFS17). The coding region runs from base 848 to 2440 and encodes 530 amino acids. Lineage: Eukaryota; Metazoa; Arthropoda; Insecta; Hymenoptera; Vespidae. The record is from RefSeq and is a predicted model, not a curated record. The transcript has 14 exons. Gene Ontology annotation, cellular component: plasma membrane. Gene Ontology annotation, molecular function: transmembrane transporter activity. Gene Ontology annotation, biological process: transmembrane transport; monoatomic anion transport.
CAGUAUCUUACGAUCGAUUAUAGCGAAAUCUCCGCAUUGUAUUUCGUUAAUCGUAAACACGUUUUUUAUGUCGGCCUUUUCGUAGAUGCUCGUCGUAUCGUUGUGUUCAAAUGAAAACAAUCGUGUUUGCUCAAACAUAAGAUGGAUAGUGAAAGAUAGCACGGUCAAGAGUGGAUAAAGAAGAAAUCAAGUGAGAGAGAAUAUUCGAGUGGGCCACGUGAUCAUAUGUCUCGUCAGAUUAUUAUUUAUAAUAUUUCGUAUAAAUAUAAAGUCAACGUAAUUCGAUCAAGCAUUUAUGUUUACGCAUUUUUUACGUUUUUAAUCGAUUCAGCGUUAUCUUAAAAAAAGUUUUUCGUACAAACGUGACACGUGUAUGCAAGAUUAGAUCAAUCAAAAAGCAUUCGAGUGCGUAUUUCAUGUCGUAGCUUAACAGCUGUGACCUUGAAAAUAUGUUAACAAAAUUAUAAAAGUUUAGAAUAUAAAGAAAUUUGUUUAGUUCGAGGCCUUGCCUCGGCGCUAUACGAUCCUGAAGGCGAUCGCAGCGCCACCACGCAGUCUCGUUCUCGAUCGAAGGUUGGAAGGGCGCGCGGAGUAGUGGGGGAGCCGGCACGGGAGUCGUAUCCCGCGUGCGAGCGAGCGUACACACGUGUGCCCCCUCCGCUCUCUUCUCGCCACGCACGUACCAACCGUGAACGAACGAAACGGACGAAAAUGUCGUCGCGGAAGAAGUCGAACGUAUCGUCAGAGCUCUCGGUUCAACGCUGGAACUCUUCGAAAAAUCCAAGAAGAUCCUCAUUUUUUCAACUAAGAAGAGAUAAAUUUCAUUUGUACUUACUACUUCACAAAAAUGGAAGACUCACCGAGAUACGAGGAUCCCGGCAUGUAUAAAACACGAUCGCCCUAUAGUCUGCGGAGAUUGGGAGACAUGGUGCCGGCAAGAGUUGUCCUCUAUAUGCUCUCUUUCUCCGGGUUUCUCGUUUCCUUUAUGAUGAGAACUGAUAUUAAUCUUGCGAUGGUGGCCAUGGCAAAACCAGCUAUGACGUCGUCAAACGCCACGGUCACCGAGACGUCUCAUUAUUGUUACAAAUCGGCGAACAUUUCGCACGUGGAGAAUAACAACAGCAAUAGUAACGCUAUUAGACCGGAGGAAGAGGGUGAGUUCGACUGGAGUCCAGCCAUUCAGUCUGCCAUUCUUGGCUCCUUCUAUUGGUGUUACAUAUUAUCACAAAUUGUGGGCGGCGUUUUAACUCAAUAUUUUGGUACGAAGACUGUCUUCGGUGGGUCGCAACUUUUAACUGCAAUUUGCAGUUUACUUAUGCCCAGCGCUGCUGAAAUUCAUUACGGUGCUAUGAUAGCUCUCCGAAGUAUACAAGGAAUCGCUAGUGGAUUAACUUGGCCAGCUAUGUAUGCCAUUGUUGGACAUUGGAUUCCACCGGUAGAAAGAUCUCGUUUCAUGUCUUCCUUUCAAGGGUUCAGCUUUGGGAUUGGAUUGACCUAUCCGUUGUGCGGAUUCAUCAUCGCUCACUUUGGAUGGCAAGUGGUUUUCUACACGACCGGUACCAUCGGAAUAACUUGGUGUCUCUUCUGGUACUUCUUUGCCUUCGACACACCAGCUGCUCAUCCAAGGAUCUCUCAACAGGAACUACGUUACAUACGUGGAAGCAUCGGCAAUCAAGUUUUGGGAACGAACGAGGGAAUGCCUGUACCAUGGAAGUCGAUUCUUAUGUCAUGGCCAGCUUGGGCGAUCGGUAUUACGACCUUUGGAAGAAUAUGGGUCCAUUAUGUUUUUAUUAUUCCUGGUCCGAUGUAUAUAAAAACCGUCCUUGGAUUUAGCAUUCAGGCCAAUGGCGUUUUGUCAGGGUUGCCAUUUAUCUGUAGUUAUCUGAGUUCCGUAGUAUUCUGUUAUGUCGCCGAUAUUUUGGUCAAUCGACAGAUCUUGUCUCUAACGAAUGUUCGGAAAGUUUUCACGGCAUUAUCUCAAGUGAUUCCUGGAAUUCUCGUGCUUCUUAUCGGAUAUCUGGGAUGUAAUAUAAUUCUUGUGGCAAUUGUUUGGUUCGUAGCUGUUACACUAAUAACUGCUGCCUAUGCCGGUGCAAUGGCUAAUAUCGUUGAUAUCGCGCCAAAUUUCGCCGGUCCUGUAUUAGCAUUCGCACAAACUAUUCACAUGACAGCUAGUUUUCUGUCACCUAUAGCAGCUGGUCUGCUCACUCAAGAAAGCCAAGCACUCGACGCUUGGAGAAGAGUAUUCGGAGUGACUGCGUGUGUAGCUUGUAGCACGUAUAUAGUGUAUCAGAUUUUUGGUACUGCUGAAAUUCAGGCAUGGAAUUAUCCUGAUCAAAAGUAUCCACAAUCCGUUCAAGAGGAUUCUCAACCUCUUAACGAGUCACCUAGUAAAAACGGAAAGAUAGUUUCGAAUCGAGAUAAUAUAGAAGAAGCAUAAUGCCUGUGUGUAUAUGUAUAUGUAUAUAUAAUGUAUAUAUAUGUAUAUAUAUAUGUAUGUAUAUAUAUAUACACAUAUACACAUACAUACAUACAUACAUACAUAUAUACAUUAACGAAAGAAAAGAACAAACCUUAGGAUUUGGUUGCCUUAUUUUCUGCACUGUUUUUCUUGUUUGACGUCUCGUUUAAAAAUAAGUAGAUCUCUUCGGCACAUAAUUUUGGUAUGAACUCAUUCAUUACAGACAAUUAUGACCGAUAUGAGAUUCUUAGGGUAUAUCUUGGUAUUCUUAUUUUACAAUACUUUUCACUACCGGAUCAUUUUAUUUAUAGUUUUUAAAUAUGAUAUAAUAGGGAACAAAGUUUGAAUUUAACAAGUUUCUACUAGUAGUUUGUUGACAUUUCUACAUUAGUUUUAAGAUCUUGAAAUAUUAACUUUCUUCUUUCUUUACAUUAUCAGAUAUCAGAAUACCUCUCAAUUCUAAUAUAAUUGAUAUUUAUAUAGACGAAAUCGUUGUUGCGCAGAAAAGCUCUCUUCGAUUGGUUAUUCCAUGUGAAAGUACUUAUUUUCAAUGUCGUCGUCAUAUGUCUGUAAAUAAGAAUUAUAAUUAAUGCUGCAACAAAGGUUACUUACAUAGAAAUCAGGGUAUUGUAUAUUAUAAUGCUAAGAGAAUAUUUUUAUGAGGUAGCUUUAUCUCAGGAAAUCAAAAAAAAAAAAAAAAGAAAAGAAAAAAAAAGAAAGAAAGAAAAACAAGGGAUUUAAAAUAUUAUUUGAAUUCGAUUCUUAGAGGGAAGAGAAAAAAGCACAAAAGACUCAGUGAAAUAAUUAGCGAUUUUUAAUAUCGUUUUUAAUAAUGUUAUCAUCUUGCGUUAUAAUUUACUUUUAUACAUUCUCUGUGAUCGAAUUUUCUUAUUUUAUUUUUUUUUAAUUUUAUUAAAAAUAUUACUUAUAUUACACUUUAUUACAUUGCGUACAAAUGGAUCUCGUAAAGAUAUCACACGUGCUUAGUUAUUUACACUUAAGAAUUUUUUUUUAAGGUAGUAUCAGAUAAUUAUAAUAGAUGGCGAGUAGUAGGAAAAGAGGGACUGGGAGAGAACGGUAAUUAGGAAAAAAGAAAAAAAAGAAACGAUGAGAAAGUAAGAAUAAAUGUUAAUAUCAUUCGUUCUCAUUCAAUCGUAAAGGCAAGUAUAAUAUUUGAUAGUUCUUGGUAAAAAAGAAAGAAUAUAUAUCCUGAAUUUGACAACAUUUUCAGAUACAGAACAUAGGAUUACAUGAACAGAAUAGAUAAUGCAAAAUAGAGUAUAUACAUAAAUGACAGAAACUAUAUUCUGUACUAAUCAGUGCCUUGUAGGUACAUUUCAUUUAUUAACACAGUAAACUCCUCGUCACAUCUUCAAAGAAUCUAAAUGCUAUGUGUACCUCUUUACGAUAUUUGAUUUAAAAAGUGUCUAGUCGGAGUUUGUCACGAUCGAAUCCAUUUGUCCAACUAGUGGGAUAAGAAAAUUUCUUGGAUCUUUAAUGUAACCUCCACGAAUUUUCAAGAAAUUUCAAAGCACUAAUUAAACUUUUCAUUCUAUUAAAAUGAAUAAGAAAGAAAUAAUAAGAUCGUUCUCUCUACAAUUGCUGUGUUUACAUACUUAUAACAUAAGUCGCAAACGAUUCCGUUUUAAUAAGUUAUCACAAUUUGUUUACGUGUUCUUUUAAGAAUAUUGUAAUUUUAACAUUUUUGUAUUUUUUUUUUCUUUCUCAAUUAGAAUUAUAUCGUCGAGUAAUAAUUAUUCGUAUAUUUAUCGGUCAUCGAUACAAUAUAUACCAUACUUUAUUAAGCUUUUAUUUGAUUCUUUGUUACAAAGUUUUUACAAUGAUAUUGUUAUCUUCAUUCUGUUCAUAUCAUCACUGAUAUAAAAAGGAUGAUGUGUCACGUACAGAAUGGUCAUUAAACAUUGCAUGUGGAAGACAUUGAGAAAUAAUUGAAUGACACUAUUACUCUGCAUUUGGAAAAAUUAAAAUUAUAUCCAAUUCUAUAUGUCGCAUAUAUAUAUAUAUAUAUAUAUAUAUAUAUAUAUUUCAAAUUAUUGCCAUUAAUUCUUUAAACUUGUAUAACGUUAAAAAAAUUUUCCUUUAAUUAUUGAUUCAAAAUUUAAAAUAAAAAUAUUCUUGUCGAAAGAAAACAAGUAUAAUAAAUUGAAAUGUAGCGUAGUAAAAGACUUCCAUAUGUAUGGACAAUGUCUGAAAACGUUCAUGUGCCAUGUACAGUCAUGAUCGUAAUUUCAAACUUAAGAGUUAUAUUCUAAAAAAACGUAUUUGUAAAAGCAUUUUCACAUUAUGUGUAUUAGAUAAAUCUGGAUCGUCACGUUUUUUACCGUUUACAACGAUGCUUAUAGUUUGCUGUUGCGACAUACAAGCGAUCGACGAUCAUCGUGAAUAAAGAAAUUCUAUCAAAUGAAAUGUCAAAUUUCUGGAAGACAUUCAACGGGCUAAUUGCCAAAGAAAAUGGCAUGAUCCUAUAUAAAUGAACAAUGUGUGUAAAACUUAAUAAGAAAUAAAUGAAUAUAUAUAUAAUUUUAUUAAAUAUCGCGUAUACAUACAUUAACGCAUACGUACUAUAUAUAAUAUAUAUAUAUUUAUAUAUAAUAUAUAAUAUAUAUAUAUAUAUGUAUAUAUAUUUAUUAUUUUUGGAAUGUUUAAUGACAAUAAGUUUGUAGGCUUUACAUUUUUAUAAUCUCGAUUGCAAGAAUUUAAGGCUUCAAAGAUUGUCGAGACGAAAGGGUUGAAAAAUUCAAAGAUAAACGAUACUAACAACCUCUUGAUAAGAAACUAGUUCCUAUAACAAACAACUUUGUAAAUGAACAUUAAUGCUGAAGAAAAUGUUCUUAUCCGUCUUCUAUAAAUUUUCAAUGGAAAAGUUUAGACAAGAUCGUUUGAAAAGAUGAAAAGAUAAGGAAGAUGGUAACGACCUGACAAGGUGCGAUAAAUGGAAAUCGAUAAGAUGAAAUUUCGUCGUAAGAAAAUUAAUGAAAAUUAAGAUGUCUCGAAUCUUGAAGAUAUCAUUCGAGAAACGUAAAAACAAAAUUUUGUUUUGAUUAAAAAUAGUCGAUCGAAGAUACACGAUAAAUUUUUUCAUUUGAUUCGAACGUAUAUUACAAUUAAACUCUUAACUUUUCGAGUUGAAUCAUCGAUUUACGUCAGAAUCGAAUUUACGUCAGAAAUUGAUUAGCAUCGAUCGAUUGGUAUCGAUCGAUUAGAUAAAUUUCUAUCUAGCUUUAAAAAUAUUAGAAACGAAGCAUGGAAAACAAUAUAUGCGAAGAAACGUGUUCGUGCGAAAUGUGAACUCUUUCGUUUCAAGGUCGAUCGGAAAUCGAUUUCUACGUUUGAACUUCGCACUAUGCUCGCUUUUCUCGAGGAUUUCCUCCCCUCUUCUUCUAAUCUAAAUGCGCUAUUUUCUCUCAUAUUCUCGUUUCGUUUCGUAGAUCUGUUCUUCGGAUAGAGUCAGAGUGAUAACGGGAGGGGAAAAGAGAAAAACAGAGAGAGAGAGAGAGAAGCGGGCGAGGAGAAGGAACGAACGUUUGUAUGUUUAUCGAGAUAUCUGCAGAAGCGGAGCAAGAUAUAAAGGGCAUCUAGAAUGCGACGUAGCCAGUUGUUAUGAUCAAUUUCUCUUGGUUAACAUUGAAUAUAGAAACGAAAAGGAAUAUUUAAAUUUGGAAAGAUGCGGAUCUGGGUUUUGAUAACAACGCUUUUGAUAGUCUCUAUAUUGACUACAGAAGUAUUUGGAAAGAAGGUAAAAUCAGAGGAAGUUGAAUCUUCGAGUAACAUUCAAGAGAAACAUAGAAAGAAAAAAGAAAUUGUAAAUUCCGAAUCGAAAGAAAAAACUUUGGAAAAGGAAGGGAGACAUUUGAAGCAGCAUGAUAAAUCGAAGAAGAGGAAAAAGAUUUCUAUUUCCGAACCGAAUUCUUUGGAUGGAUUGAAGGAGUCAAAAAAGUCGCACCAGACGACAAAGUCAAAGAACAAACAUAACAAAAAUGGAGAAGUCAAAGUUGAUCAUGACAAGAAAGUACGACACGCGAAGGAAAAAUACAAGAAUAAAGGUUUAAACUCGAAGAAUAAACAACAUAAUAGGAGACGUCCGAGAGAAUUAGAAGAGGAUAACAAGAUGGAGAAGGAGAAGGAGAAGGAAAAGAAGAUGGAGGCUGAAACAGAGACGGAAACGGACGUAAAGACAGAGAACAUUGUUAAAGAGCAUGAUUCGAAAAAAUCAAAAAAUCAAGAUAAAAAAAAGAAGGUAUCGAAAACGGUCGAAAUUAACAACGAGGAAUCUGAAAAUUCUAAUAUUGAAAAAAAUAAAAUUCGUAGUAAAUCGACGUCCACGAUUAAUGCGGAAAACGUCGAUCUCACAGAAGAGAGUACGCCGAAUAAGAAGUCUAAGUUAGAUAAAAAGACAAAAAAGAAGAGCCAGUGUCAACAUUCGAAAAACAAAAAGGUAGACGAAUCGAACGCCAAAGAGUUUAUUAAUGUAGAUGAUAUAGAAGAAGAUAAAGAUAAGGUAUUCAAACAGAAAAUGCGUUAUGUAGACAAUAAGGUCAAUGGAGAAACACGAAAUGAACGUUAUGAAUAUAAUUAUGAGGAAGAAGAGAAAGAAUCGACGUUGGUGUCAGGAAACAAAGUCGAGUGCGAAGAAAACCAGAAUUUUGAAGAAGAGCAUGGUUGUUGUUUUAACAAAGAGAACGUCGAUGAAGAAGUUAAUGUUUGAAGUUCCCUAGUAAGAUCUUUGUUAUGAUAAACAGAGAGAAAGACUUCUUGAAGAUGUCAUUGUUUAUCCUUGUACGAGAGAAACAGAUUUAAAUGUACUCGAAAUUUAAGAGGAAAAUGAGUAUUUAAACAUGUUAUUUAUUUUAAUCUAUUUACAUUAUAUUAUCAAGUUUAAGAUACAUCUA